Oldenlandia corymbosa var. corymbosa is the source of this 360-nucleotide messenger RNA. NCBI's taxonomy places the organism in Eukaryota, Viridiplantae, Streptophyta, Magnoliopsida, Gentianales, Rubiaceae. The record is from the annotation of a GenBank genome assembly.
AUGGAGAUGGAGACUGGUAAUAAGAAGCAACAAGGAGGGUUUAUGAAAAGCAAGCUGGUUAUGUCAUUUUAUAAGGUUGCUAAGCCUGCUUCAUCAUCUGGUGGGCAAUAUGGAGCAACUUAUAAAGUUGAGUAUCAGAAAGAGCCAUCUUGUGCUGUUGUUCACAAGGUUGAGUAUAAGAAUCCCCAAGGAAGAGGAGGAGGAGGAGGAGCUCUUUCGAGUCGGGAUGGAUAUGUUCACGGCCCUCGUGGUCUCGGGGGUGACGAACACGUGGACACUAAAGCCACAAGCUACAUAUUUCAAGUGAAGGAGAGGCGUCGGCUUGAAGAAAUGAACAUUAUGAAGGAAGAGAAUAUGUGA